This is a messenger RNA of Peniophora sp. CBMAI 1063, 351 nucleotides long. NCBI's taxonomy places the organism in Eukaryota, Fungi, Basidiomycota, Agaricomycetes, Russulales, Peniophoraceae. The record is from the annotation of a GenBank genome assembly.
AUGCUGCUUGAUAGCGUAGCACCCCCCCUCCCACCACAUGCCGCAGAUUUCGGAUCCAUAGACGUGAACCACCCCUUGGAACCCGAGGAGUCUGAGGUACACUUGGAUAUUGACCAACCCAAGAUCAACAUUGAGGACGGUGACCUGGUGACUGAAAGGGACGCAGAUGCACUCCUGGGUUGGGUGCUAGUAGAUCAGGCACGGGCGUGGAAAGUUGGACAAGCAGCGCGUGGGCGAGCCGAUGCUAAGUUUGAAGAAGAGGAGAAUGAAGAGGACAAGGAUGAGGAUGGCUGGGAAUGGAUGGGCAGUUGGGAGACUGACAACAGUGAUGACACGGAUGAUGGGCAAUAA